AUGGCCCAACAGAACGGUUCCUCCAGCAGUGACUUCACUGUCAAGGCCGGCCUUGCGCAGAUGCUGAAGGGUGGCGUGAUUAUGGACGUGGUCAAUGCUGAGCAGGCCCGCAUUGCCGAAGAGGCCGGUGCUGCCGCCGUUAUGGCACUUGAGCGUGUCCCCGCCGAUAUUCGUGUCGAGGGUGGCGUUGCGCGCAUGUCUGAUCCCAGCAUGAUCAAGGAGAUCAUGGAGGCCGUUACCAUUCCCGUCAUGGCCAAGGCCCGUAUCGGCCACUUCGUUGAGUGUCAGAUCCUCGAGUCCAUCGGCGUCGACUACAUCGACGAGUCCGAAGUCCUGACCCCCGCCGACGAUGUCUACCACGUCACCAAGACCCCCUUCAAGGUCCCCUUCGUCUGCGGCUGCCGCAACCUCGGCGAGGCCCUCCGCCGUAUCUCCGAGGGUGCCGCCAUGAUCCGCACCAAGGGCGAGGCUGGCACCGGCGACGUCGUCGAGGCCGUUAAGCACAUGCGCACCGUCAACGCCCAGAUCAGCCGUGCCCGCGGCAUUCUGCAGUCCAGCGCCGACCCCGAGCCCGAGCUGCGCGCAUACGCCCGUGAGCUCGAGGCUCCCUACGAGCUCCUCCGUGAGUGCGCCGAGAAGGGUCGUCUACCCGUCGUUAACUUCGCUGCCGGUGGUGUUGCGACCCCCGCCGAUGCGGCUCUCAUGAUGCAGCUGGGCUGCGACGGUGUCUUCGUUGGCUCCGGUAUCUUCAAGUCCGGUGACCCCAAGAAGCGUGCCCGUGCCAUUGUCCAGGCCACUACUCACUUCAAGGACCCCAAGGUCCUUGCUCAGGUUAGCGAGGGUCUUGGUGAGGCUAUUGUCGGCAUCAAUGUGUCGCAGAUGCCUGCUGGUGACAAGCUGGCUGGUCGCGGUUGGUAA
Messenger RNA from Penicillium argentinense, 918 nucleotides. Its product is annotated as pyridoxal 5'-phosphate synthase subunit PdxS. Gene Ontology annotation, molecular function: amine-lyase activity. The transcript is spliced from 3 exons. The coding region runs from base 1 to 918 and encodes 305 amino acids. Lineage: Eukaryota; Fungi; Ascomycota; Eurotiomycetes; Eurotiales; Aspergillaceae. Gene Ontology annotation, biological process: pyridoxine biosynthetic process; amino acid metabolic process; pyridoxal 5'-phosphate biosynthetic process. The record is from RefSeq and is a predicted model, not a curated record.